GUAAAAGAUGCGUGGAGAUGGGAAUCACAAAGAAGGAGCGUGAAACCCGUGGCGAUAUAUUGUGCUACAUGCAGCACCCUGCGCACUUUGACUUGUUAGUCACCCACAAUCAACAGCAUGAGGCAGUCGACUAAGCUGGACAACGUGCAAGCAGGUGCGGAAACAACUGCAAAUGCAAGAACGAUUUGCCUUCGUAAUGGUGUAUCAAUGCCGAUACUUGGUUUAGGUACAUCUCACAGUGGCGGGUACUCUCACUCUACGGUCGUCUAUGCGCUCGAGGAAUGCGGCUACCGCAUGAUCGACACAGCUAAACGUUACGGGUGUGAAAGUUUUCUCUGCGAAGCCAUCAGGGAAUCUGGGGUUCCACGAGAGCAGUUGUUUCUCAUGACCAAGCUGUGGCCAAGGGACUACGGCACGCUUACCGCGAGGGAAGCCUUUCGUGGCUCCUUACAACGGUUAGGGAUUGAGUACAUCGAUCUGUUUAUGAUGCAUUGGCCCGAGUGUCCUUCCACGUGCCAGGACAGACAGCAGACGUUGGACGAUACUUGGCGGGAACUGGAACUCCUCUACGACGAAGGGUUAUGCGGGGCAAUUGGAGUUAGCAACUACGAGGUAGCAGACUUGGAAAGUCUCCUCGAAAACUGCUCUGUAGUUCCACACGCCAACCAGGUUGAAUUUCAUCCAUAUCAUUGUCCGAGAGACCUUCUGCAGUUCUGCAGAGAGGAAAAGAUUCAAUUCCAAGGGUACUCUCCGCUCGGAAAGGGCAAUUUAAUCGGAGACCCCGUGGUCCUGAAAGUGGCUGAAAAAUGCGGACGAACCCCAGCUCAAGUGCUGAUACGAUGGUCCAUCCAGAAUGAAGUGAUUGCCAUUCCAAAGUCAACUAAGAAGUACAGGGUUCAAGAAAAUAGCGAGGUGUUCGACUUUGAGCUUUCUCCAGAGGACAUGGCCAGACUGAACAGCCUCGACAGGGGCAUCAAAUACAUACAGAGGAGUGGAAUUCAGGAUAAAAUUGACUCAGACUUGCCGGAUGGUUACAAGCUACGCAUGGCUCAGGUUCCGGAUGAACGUGUGCGAAACUAUAGCUGAGAGCUUUUCGUUAACUGUGCCUCCAACGCUGAGGUGUCAUUCGAUUUCCAAUAAGUUAUUUCCACGAACACAACUCUGGUCAACUACCAUUUAGAUUUUUUUUUUUUUCAUUUCUUGUACACAGUUUUUGUCUGCGUAUAUUUAUUUAUUUAUUUAUGUGUAGGAACGUGCAUUCCCGAGAGCUUGAGAUGGGUCACAUUCCCCACUACUCCUUCCUCGCUCACGUGUGUUUCAAUUUUUGUCCAGUGGUGCAUCGUGCGUAUGUGACAUUUUCUUUCAAGCUCAAAAUAAAAACCGCUACAGUUGACAAAACAUGUUCUCCAGAAACAGCGUGACAUUUUUUAGUUGCAUCGAAUUCAUAAUAUACUGAUGAAUAGGCCUUUGUUCUUGUGUGCAAAUAUAUAUAUAGUUAUUAACACUGGGUGUGCUAACACUGUUAGCAUCCACAGACUAAACAUAUCAUACAUAUAAGUUAAAAAUGAGGAUGUCUGCAUAGAUCUACCGCAGUGCUAACCCACUUAGCCAAUUUCUUUUUUAUCUGUAUCACUCAUGAGGACACCAAAUACUUUUAGAGUAUGUCAAGAAGCUUGACAAGUACUGCCAAAUAAUGGAAUCAGGUUGGAAGAUUCCAGUGGUAUCAUGCGUCACAGUAUUAGGCAUGCCAUGAUCAAAGCUCGUUAAAUUAGGAGCAACUUAAAUUUACUGUGCGUUUGAUAUUGAACUUCAUUUUUGGUAGUGCUAGAUAAGCCAAAGGUGGUGACAUCUCACAUAGCUCAUAGCUUUAUUCUGUAAUAAACUUCCCAAUUUUCAAAUGUUGUUUAGUAAAUGUUGUGCACUACAAAACAUAAUUUUACAUUGUAUUGAAAAAAAAAAGUGUUGGAAUAGUUCUCUGUCAUGUGACAUGACUACAUAUUUAUGUAAAGUAUGUAUGUAUUUAGUGCUUUAUUGUGUACAGUAUUAAAACAUUUUUUGAAGUGA
Messenger RNA from Ornithodoros turicata, 2064 nucleotides. RefSeq lists its product as uncharacterized. NCBI's taxonomy places the organism in Eukaryota, Metazoa, Arthropoda, Arachnida, Ixodida, Argasidae. Gene Ontology annotation, molecular function: oxidoreductase activity. The coding region runs from base 118 to 1086 and encodes 322 amino acids. The record is from RefSeq and is a predicted model, not a curated record. The transcript is spliced from 8 exons.